AUGUCCGACGUCGAGAAAGGCCAUGGCUCCUCCAUUCACAAUGUUGCGCGCCCAGUACCAGGCGCUCACAUUGCCAACCCUGGCGCGCUUGGUCUGCUUGCCUUCGCGUCAACAACGUUCAUGUUGAGUUUCUACAACGUCCAAGUGGAUGGUAUCACCCAUCCUAACGCUGUCGUUGGAAUGGCGCUCUUCUACGGGGGUCUUGCCCAGUUGCUCGCUGGCAUGUGGGAGUUCCCUCGCGGGAAUACAUUCGGCGCGACUGCCUUCUCAUCGUAUGGCGCGUUCUGGCUGUCCUAUGCAGUUGUCCUUUGGCCCAGCUCUGGUAUCAUCGCCGCCUUUGAAGACCCCAAAGAACUCGACAAGGCGCUCGGCAUUUACCUCUUCUCGUGGUUCAUCAUCACCUUCAUCUUCCUGAUCGUCUCGCUCCGCAAGUCCGUCGGGUUCAUCACGCUGCUCUUCUGCCUGGACCUCACCUUCCUUCUGCUCGGCGCCGGCAACUUCGUCACCAACCACAACGUGACCAAGGCUGGUGGCGGAGUGGGCAUCCUCACCGCGUUCAUCGCGUACUAUAUCGGGCUCAGCGACAUGCUUGCCGCCGAGCGCGCGGCUGUGAUUGGCCUGCCCGUCGGUGUCUUUAAGCACGAUUAA
Molecule: messenger RNA, 648 nt
Organism: Mycena indigotica
Lineage: Eukaryota; Fungi; Basidiomycota; Agaricomycetes; Agaricales; Mycenaceae
Product: Gpr1 family protein
Exons: 5
Coding region: 1-648 (215 amino acids)
Cellular component (GO): plasma membrane
Molecular function (GO): acetate transmembrane transporter activity
Source: RefSeq, a predicted model, not a curated record